Molecule: messenger RNA, 2061 nt
Organism: Euleptes europaea (tarantolino)
Lineage: Eukaryota; Metazoa; Chordata; Lepidosauria; Squamata; Sphaerodactylidae
Product: polyunsaturated fatty acid lipoxygenase ALOX15B-like
Exons: 14
Coding region: 1-2022 (673 amino acids)
Biological process (GO): linoleic acid metabolic process; lipid oxidation
Molecular function (GO): oxidoreductase activity, acting on single donors with incorporation of molecular oxygen, incorporation of two atoms of oxygen; iron ion binding; protein binding
Source: RefSeq, a predicted model, not a curated record
AUGGCUACCUACGUUGUCUUCGUGUCCACGGGCAAUUUUUUACACUUGGGUGCCCUCGAUCCAAUUUUCUUCUCCUUUGUGGGCACCGACGGAGAGAGCCCUCAAACCAGCCUGGGCACCUGGCUCUCUGAGUUCACUGAUGAAGUGGAAAAUAAAUACGAAGUAACUUGUGAGCGUGACCUGGGAGAUAUUUUGCUCCUCCGUCUCCAGAAAAAGCCUUUGCUUGGCAUCAUCUCCACCCAAUGGUACUGUAAUUUCGUCAAGGUGAUCUCCCCGCAGGGCCAAACCUACACUUUCCCAUGCUACCAGUGGCUCGAAGGCAGUGACAACCUGGAGCUCAGGGAGGGGAAGGCGAAAACGGUUGCUAUGGAGUCGCACGUCUUACUCAAAACACAUAGGGAGAAACAACUGAAGAAGAGGCAGAAGGACUUUGGGUGGAAGACGAUGGCUGAGGGCAUCCCCCGCUGCCUGGAUGUUGACUCUGUCCAUGAUCUGGACACAGAUAUCAAGUUUUCUUUCGUCAAGUCUUCGCUGUUUAAGGCACGCGCCAAGGCAAAGCAAGUGGAGCUGAAGCUGAAGGGGUUUUCUGAUAGCCAAGAGUCCUGGAAGAAGUUGGAGGACAUCAAGCAGGUCUUCUGGUUCAAUAAGACUCCUCUGUCAGAAUACACCACAGAACACUGGAAGAGCGAAGAGUUCUUUGGGUACCAGUUCCUGAACGGACUGAACCCCCGCAUGAUCCAGAAAUGCACAGAGAUCCCAGCCAAGUUCCCCGUGACGCAGGAGAUGGUGGCGAACUCCCUGGACAGCGGCACCACACUAGAGAAGGAGCUGGAGAAAGGGACCAUUUUCAUUGCCGACUACCAGAUCCUCGAAGGGGUCCCCCCAGGCCUCAAUAACGACAAGCAGCAGUACAUCGCGGCCCCGCUCUGUCUGCUGCACCUCUCGCCCCAGAAGCAGCUGUUGCCCCUCGCCAUUCAGCUGAGCCAGACCCCCGGCCCAGAUGCCCCCAUCUUCCUGCCCAGUGACUCUGAAUGGGACUGGAUCUUGGCCAAGACCUGGGUGCGUAAUGCCGACUUCCACGUUCACCAGGCGCUCACCCACCUGCUCCGGACGCACCUCUUGGCCGAAGUCUUCACCCUGGCUACCCUCCGCCAACUGCCCAUGUGCCACCCGCUCUACAAGCUGUUGAUUCCCCACACCCGUUUCACCCUUCACAUCAACACGCUGGCCCGGGAGAGGCUUAUUAACAAGGAUGGUGUCUUUGACAGGUCGACUGGGACCGGUUACGAAGGCCUGAUGAAGCUACUGCAGAAGGGCACGGAAGACCUGACUUACUCCUCCCUCUGCCUGGGAGAGGAUCUGGAGGCUCGUGGUGUGGCCUCCGUGCCCAAUUACUACUACAGGGACGAUGGUCUUAAGAUCUGGGAGGCCGUGGAAAGCUUUGUCUCGGGCAUUUUGGACUUGUAUUAUGAAAGCGAUUCUGCCGUGAAGGAAGAUUCUGAGCUGCAGAGCUGGAUUCGGGAGAUCUUCACGGAAGGGAUGUUCAAUCGAAAGUCCUCAGGUAUACCCUCCUCGCUAGGCAAUCUGGCGGAGUUCAAGAAGUUCCUGACUAUGGUGAUUUAUACCUGCUCAGCCCAGCACAGUGCUGUGAACAGUGGACAGUACGAUUUGGGCGCCUGGAUGCCUAACUUCCCCUCCUCCAUGAGGAAGCCCCCUCCGAAGACCAAAGGCACAGCAACUAAGGAGAGCUACAAAGAGACCAUCCCAGCGAUCAACACCACCUGCCAAAUCCUCAGCACCCUCUGGCUACUUAGCGCAGACCCAGGAGACAUGGUCCCCCUGGGGCAUUACCCCGAAGAGCACUUCACUGAGGAGGAGCCUAAGAGAUUGAUGGAGGCCUUCAAGGAACACCUGGAGAACAUCUCCAAGGAAAUUCAGGAGCGGAACCGGCAACUGGACGAUGUCUCCAUCGGCUACUGGCACCUCUACCCUCGAGACAUAGAGAACAGUGUCUCCAUAUAGUCGGAUGGCUACUCUGCUUUCCCCUCUCCAAGCCUUGGU